This is a messenger RNA of Meloidogyne enterolobii, 1853 nucleotides long. Lineage: Eukaryota; Metazoa; Nematoda; Chromadorea; Rhabditida; Meloidogynidae. The record is from the annotation of a GenBank genome assembly.
UCCAAUCUUUACGCUCUGCUCUUGAUGAACAGCGACGGAUAGGUAUGAUGAAUGGAAGUGAAUGUUCUACACCACCUUUGGCUUUCCGCAAUCUGCAACAAUCACCGCCAGACAUAAACGAGCAAAUUAGGCGUAUCCUUUUCAACGGAGAUAAUGGUCAACAUUUUCAACAAAAUACUCAACAAAUGGCUCAUUCCAAUUCAUUCCCUUUAAGUUUAUGCUCAACUGUUGCAUGUUCUAGUAGUCAACAAACAGUACCACGCAUUCACCAUCAACAACAAAAUUCUCAUCAGCAUUAUCAACAAUCAUUCCCUGCCUUUAUGCCUAUGUCAAACUCAUUUUCGUUUUCACCAGGCUCUCAGCAGCAACAAAUAGUUGCUUAUACUCCGCCACUUUGGAGAGUUUCUUCACCACCUACAAUUCCUCCACAUUUGGGCCACUCUUCAAAACCACAAGCUUCUCCAAUGGCUCGUAAACUGGCUGCUGAGCUUGAUGAACUACGUCGUUCGGGUGCACUUUUAUCAAGUAGCGGAAUACAUCAUCAUCCACAAUAUUCUAGUUCAAGUCUUCCUAGGUCUAUACAUUCGAAGUCUAAUUCACUUGGCUUUUGCGCACCAAAGCUGGCCUAUCAACAACAACCGAAUAUUUACGGAGAAAGCGAUGACGAAAAUGCCUCUCGUUUCUCUUCAUCUGCAAGUAAUUCUCAACAAAAUGGCAGUAGAUUUAAUCAUAACAAAAAAGAAAAGCGAGUAAGACGACCACGUUCUACAUUACGUUCAUUCCUUGGUAAAUUUGCUCAUCGUGGAAAUUCUCUCCAGGAUUUAAGGCCAUCACCUCGUCUGCCUUCACCUAUUUCUUUUCUUAAUACAAAUGUACCAGUUCAAAAAAUUGAUUCAACAUUGAUUUGUUUAAAUCCUCAUAUUAAACAAUUUGUUGAAUGGGAUGGGCACAAAUGUACUCGGUGGCUUAUUGAAUGUGGAUUUGAUGGUUUCAUUUUUGAUGCUAUUCAUAGUGGGCGCCACUUAUUAAAUAUGUCGGACAAAGAUUUUGAGCGUGAUUUGGGAAUUAAAAGUGCUUUACAAAGAAAAAGAUUGAAAUGUUUGCUGACUAGAAUUGAGAAAAAAAUUGAUAAUGGUGAAAUCGAAGCUGUUGAUAGGCUUGACACUAAUCAGGUUAUGAUUUGGUUGGAUCUGAUAGGAUUGCCUCAAUUUAGAGAUCUUUUUGCCAGUUAUCGAAUGGAUGGCCGUUUGCUACUCGAAUUAUCAGCACAAGAUUUAUUAGAACUUGGAAUUCAUUCAGCAUUGAAUCACGCAUCAUUGGCAAGAGCCAUACAAUUUUUGCGAUCUGCAGAAUUUCAUCUUCACCGAAUGGAGGAGCAUUUCAAUACGGAUUCAUUGACCAGAACUUCUGUGCCUAAUGAAGUGGAACGUUGGAGUCAUGGUUGUACUCUUGGUUGGCUUUGUAGCAUUGAUCUUUCUGAGUUUACACAAAAUUUGGCCUUCUCCGGUAUCCACGGUGCAUUGCUUGUGUUAGAGCCUACAUUUACAUCAGAAUCACUCGCAGAAUUAUUACAAAUUCCAGUACAGAAAACUUUACUUCGACGUCAUUUAACAACACAAUUCAAUACCCUUCUUGGUCAAAAAGUGAUAACCCACAAGAGAGAUGUAGUUUCACAACCUUUUGUAACACAUUUAACGCCUUCACUACGUAUAAAGUUAGCAAAAAAAGGUGUCGGUGUUGGUUUUUCAUUGUCACGGAAAAAGUCAAAGUCUGAUAUAUUUGUCGAGCCAGAAGUUCGAGUAUGCCCAGCUGAGGCGAAUGGAAAUACUGGUGAGGCAAUUACCAAUGUUUAA